Salvelinus sp. IW2-2015 is the source of this 2754-nucleotide messenger RNA. RefSeq names its product putative monooxygenase p33MONOX. The record is from RefSeq and is a predicted model, not a curated record. NCBI's taxonomy places the organism in Eukaryota, Metazoa, Chordata, Actinopteri, Salmoniformes, Salmonidae. Gene Ontology annotation, cellular component: cytoplasm.
CAUUGGUCCGGUGCUUGACCGCUUGUCACUGCAUUUGUUAAUUUGCGUGCCCAUCCUAAAGUCAUGGAUUAGGCCGUUGUCUGUUUGUUCACCAAAAUCGGUUCAAAUACAGCGCAGUUACGACAGUGAGUGGACUUUAUUGAGGUAUAGCAGGUACAUCGUCAUCAUAGAUUAGGAAGCCAGUCAAGAUCUCCACAUUCACCUUCAUUCGCAUAGAUAACCUGGUCCUCCAUAGCACACUGCAGAAUGGGAUCCAGACAGGGUGAUAUACCAGCACUGGAGUCUGGUGUAUCGGGGGGAUUCUUUGGGGGGUUCUCGUCCCCCAUUGGUAUGUCCAGACGAGCCUUUAGCUAUGACGAGGCCCUGGACGCUCCCAUGCACUCCCCUCCCCCUGACAUGUGUGUCAACAACCCAUGGAAGGACCCUCUCAUCCCACAGAGGAAGUUCAAGAGGAUUGUUGAGGAGGACGAGAGUUGCACUGGGAAGACACUGAACUUGUCUGCCAGUCAGUUUAACGUGGCAACAACAGCAGCACCGGUCAAGUCCCCUGUCCCCGUGGUCAAGGCCAAAGCCUCCUCGCUCAUGAACACACUCAUGAUCAAGCAGACCCAGGAGAGCCUCCAGAGGUUUGAGCUCCAGGCAGGGCUAACAGAAGCUGGCUACACCCCCCACAAGGGCCUCUCUGCAGAGGACACACGAUUCCACCGCCUGGCUGAGGGGCAGAUGCCUAAGCUGAGAAUGCCAAGCGGGGACUUCAAGGAGGACAGGCUUUCGACAUCAGCUCAAUCCACACCUUGUGGCACCCCUUCCGGGACCCCCUCCGUUACCCCCAGCGUCAGUCCCCACGCCUCACCGAUACUCAACCGCAGGAACUGGUUCAACAGCCAGAGUCUUGCACCAUUUCUCGCUUCCACAGAACUCAGUAGUCCUAACCUCAGCCCUGAAAUGGGAGGCAACGAGGGAGGAGGUGGAGCGGGAGGGGAGAGGUGGAGCUUAUUUGGAACUUCUCGCCCGGUAGUACAGAAGUCCACUACUGACCCCGGUUCAGAAACCAACACAGGCUUCACACUACAGUCGUACUUUGGCGUGCCAAAGUCCAACACCAUGGAAGGCAUUAAGACCCAGGUCAACCUCAUGGUGGAUGACCCCGCCAAGUUCAACCCCCCCAAGAUCGAGAUCAGCGGCAUCGAGGGCAAGAGACCCCCCCAGACUCGCCCACACAAACUCAAACCCCGGGACAUGAACGUCCUGACGCCGUCAGGAUUCUGAUACCCCCAGGAGGCCCUUCUCCUGAAUUCUACCGACCCUCGCCCCCCGUCGCCCCCUGUCGGCCAGUAGCUGGUCUACUACCCUCCUCUGUCUUCUCGGCCUCUAUGGAAGCCCUGAGAUGUAGAAAAUGGAGAAGCUACAGAACUAUCCCCCUAUUCCCUAAACCUUACUGUUCUACCUGACCCUAUUCCUGCUGAUGGUGAACCUACUAUAGACAUCUCCCUCUUUAGUGCCAAACCUCCUUGGUCCAAUUAAAGCACCAAACUGAGUAUUUCCAACCACCUCGCCUCAAGAGGGGCACUUCUUCAGUUUCUGGGUGCUUUGGCAUAUGGUGCCCGGUUGCCAUUGUCGUCUGCGAUGUCAUGAGGUUGAAAUGGUGGUUUUGAUGUCUCAUGAGUCACUGAACCAGUACCUGGGCUUGAGGAGACUGUGAUGUCUCAUGAGUCACUGAACCAGUACCUGGGCUUGAGGAGACCCUGAAUAUGACGAGAUCUUCUCUGACGCUCAGGAUCCUUCAAGUCAAAGUCCCAUUAACCGGCUCUGCAAAUGUUAUGUCAAAAUACAUUCUGUACUCACCACAAUUUGGCGUUUCGCAGAGCAACUAUCGUCGUUACUGCCGUUACGCAUGGCGUUUACCUCCUAAAAAUGUGUUUUGGGAUACUGUACUGCUGCUGGAUCAGCCGACCUGUGUGUGGCAGUAAUGAGUCAUUGGAUUUGGCGCAUGCGCAUUUGGUCAAAGAUAGUUGCUCUGUGAAACGUGAUAUUGUGGUGAGUACUGAAUGUAUUUUGACAUAACAUUUGCAGAGCCAGUUAAUGGGACUUUGAAUUGAAGGAUCCCGGGCGUCAGAGGAGAUGUUGUCAUAUUGUCUCCUUAAGCCCAGGUACUGGUUCAAUCAGUUCCCUGCUCUGACUGACAAAAACCGCCAUGGUUCAUUAUAUUGAACUCCCUCUCGCUAAAAGCACUACAGCCCCCAGCCAAUGCAAUUUCACUCAACUAGACUCCAUCACCUCUGACAGUCUUAUGCUUUUGUAGUUUGAUAGUUUUGUAUAGUUCUUUUGGGGGGGGAGCAGUGAGUGUGGUAUUACUGAUGUUGUGCCUAAGCUUGCUUCUGACGUCUGCCAUAUCAGUUGACUUUUUAUUUGACAGUCUUAGUACUAUUACUUAAGUUAGUUAUUGGAUGAGAGCGUGGCUACUGCUAACCUGGAAUUUAAAAAAUAAAUAAUAAAAAUCCAGAUAUUAUGUUAUUGCUAUUAAAUGGUGUGUUAUGAUAUUUCCAUAUACAAGUCUGUAAUGCUUUAAGAAUAUAUUGAUAUGAAGGCCUAUGCAUUGAAUUAGUCAUUUGAAAUGUGUUUUUUAUAUUAACUAUUACUUUAGAAUCAAUGCUGUUUUUGCAAGAUGUUUAUGAAUUCCAAUAGUUCGUUGCACAAGGGAUAGCUUUUCCCACUGAAUUCAGCUGUAAAUAAACUCAACACAAACGAAAUGAC